AACCUGCCCUGGAUGGAACUGCCCUGAUUGCAAAGGCUGCGAAGACGUAGCGAAGAUGAAGGCUUUGCUUUUCGCCCUGUUGGCUGCAGUCCUGUGCGCGGAGCAAGUUUACUCACUGCAGUGCUUCACUUGUAACGAUGAGCCCUCCAACUGGAAUUGUAUUAAAAUAACUAGCUGUGCAGAGAACGACAAAUACUGUCUAACAACCUACACGAAAACAGGGCUUGGUGAGAAAGCUGAGUACCGCAUCACCAAGGCAUGUUCUGCUGAGUGUCCUCAAACAAAGUGGAACCUAGGCAUAGCAGCCAUGUCUACUUCCUGCUGUCAGCAUUCCUUGUGCAACAUCAGCGGGGCCAGCAGCGUGAAAACCAGCUACACAGUGAUGGCCGUGGGGAUCCUGGCCAGUCUCAUCUAUGUCCUCAGAUCCGGGCUGUGAAGGGGCCAGGAAAAGGAGGACGUGACGUCCCAAAGAACCAGCUUGAGCUUCCCCAGUGAGACACCAAACAUCCUCUGUGCAAAGGUUUCACCCGGGUUAACACUGCCCUAUGCCCGUCAAGGCUAUGUCUACCCCAGCUCACAUAGAUGUCCUCGCGCUCUAGCUCUCACUGAGCGAGCACGCUAAAAGUACGAGUGUAGCCAUGGUAACAUGGAGCCGCAGCAAGCAGCAGCAGGGCCUAGUUGCCCCAAGUGCGCGUCCGCUGCCCGCGUUGCCGUGACUACACUUCUAUUGUUAGCAUCCUGCUCGAUGAGAGUUGGUGCUAGUACGUCUACAUGGGCUGGGAGUCAUACCACUAGCUAGACUUGGCCUCAGAGUCACUUCAGAUUCCAUCAGCAAGUCAUUCCGCUCUCCGUUUUCGCACCGUGGUUCUGUCUCUGACACAACCACACCUCCAUGCUUGGCGUUGGUGACCUGGGACGCUCAGCUGAACGGCGCUGCCUGAUGAGAAGGGCGCCAUAUCGCGCAAAGUACUAACACUGUUAGAGUUACUUGUUCCAACCUCUGCCCCAGGCCCUGUGUAAUUCUCCUGGCGCCAGUCUCCUCUCUGCCUCCCUUCACCACUGACAGCAAGAGAGCCUUCUCCUCCCCGGCUCACUCACCAGCAGCCUCCCUGUGUUUCUGAACAGACCUUUACUCCCAGGUCUGUCCCCCUUCUGCCCCGCUAACAUCAGCCCUGGUGAAUGAAAGAAGAGUUGAGUUUAUUCACCUAUAUUUUGUUCCCACCACUGAUUUCUGUCUUUUUUCCCCAUAUACCAGGCAUGGCCAAACCAUGGCUUGUCACCCACAUGCGGCUCUUUUACAGUUAAAGUGUGGCUCAGGGAGCACCCCCACCCCAUUCUCCACCUACCAGCCUGGGGUGGGGGAGCUCAGGGCUUGUGUCCUGCGGCAGAGUGGUCGGGCUACAGGCUUCUGCCCUGCUGGGAGGGGGGUCUUGGGCCUUCAGCCCCACGGGAGGUGCCUGCUGGGGCUCGGGGCUUCAGCAGGAGUGGGGCUGAAGCUCCGAGCCCCGGCAGGCACCCUGGGCUCUCGAACUUCUGAAGAUUAUCAUAUGCAGCUCAGAGGGUCAGUAAGUUUGGCCAUAUACCAGUUGCUGGCUUGUAUUGUUUCACUCUGUGAAAAGCCCUUUUCGAAACACUCUGUCGGACAGAUGCUGGACAAAAUAAAGUGUCAUUUUAUUC
Messenger RNA from Chelonia mydas (Green sea turtle), 1677 nucleotides. Its product is annotated as lymphocyte antigen 6E. The transcript is spliced from 3 exons. Gene Ontology annotation, molecular function: acetylcholine receptor inhibitor activity. The coding region runs from base 56 to 436 and encodes 126 amino acids. NCBI's taxonomy places the organism in Eukaryota, Metazoa, Chordata, Testudines, Cheloniidae. The record is from RefSeq and is a predicted model, not a curated record.